Molecule: messenger RNA, 3042 nt
Organism: Ctenocephalides felis (cat flea)
Lineage: Eukaryota; Metazoa; Arthropoda; Insecta; Siphonaptera; Pulicidae
Gene: AP-1-2beta
Product: AP-1 complex subunit beta-1
Exons: 14
Coding region: 295-3042 (915 amino acids)
Biological process (GO): intracellular protein transport; vesicle-mediated transport
Cellular component (GO): clathrin adaptor complex; membrane coat
Molecular function (GO): clathrin binding
Source: RefSeq, a predicted model, not a curated record
UGGGUUGGGUGACGUUGAUUAAGCUCGAGAUUAAUUUUCGAGUUUUAGUGUAAUAUACAAUAUUUCUUGAUUACUUGUGAGAUCAGUGUAAUGAAUACGUAAAAGCAGAUUACAAUAAUUCUCCGUAUUUCAAAUAUCGGCACGAUAAGUUAUACUGCCUCACCAGCAAUAUCGUGUAUUGAUUGACUGCUUGACUUCUUUAACACCGCCAACUAAUUAUUUAAAUUGUGCAUUUAUCCUGUCAAAGGGAUAUUAUCGUAUAAAAUUAAUUAUUUAAAAAGCAAUAAUAACAAGAUGACAGAUUCGAAAUAUUUUACGACUACAAAGAAAGGAGAAAUAUUUGAACUUAAAUCUGAGCUCAACAAUGAUAAAAAGGAAAAGAAAAAGGAAGCUGUGAAAAAGGUCAUAGCGAGUAUGACAGUAGGAAAGGAUGUAUCGGCACUAUUUCCAGAUGUUGUAAAUUGCAUGCAAACAGAUAAUUUGGAAUUAAAAAAACUUGUCUACUUAUACUUGAUGAAUUAUGCAAAAUCACAGCCUGAUAUGGCUAUUAUGGCUGUUAACACAUUUGUAAAGGAUUGUGAAGAUCCCAAUCCACUAAUUCGAGCUUUGGCUGUUCGUACUAUGGGUUGUAUCCGUGUUGAUAAAAUAACUGAAUAUCUUUGUGAGCCUUUGCGUAAAUGUCUGAAAGAUGAGGAUCCAUAUGUCAGAAAAACAGCAGCUGUGUGUGUUGCUAAGUUAUAUGAUAUUUCAUCAAGCAUGGUAGAGGAUCAAGGGUUUUUAGAUCAGUUGAAAGAUUUAUUGAGUGAUUCCAAUCCAAUGGUUGUUGCUAAUGCUGUUGCUGCUUUGUCGGAAAUAAAUGAAGCUAGCCAGAGUGGUGUACCACUAGUUGAAAUGAAUUCAGCAACUAUCAACAAACUUUUGACUGCCCUAAACGAAUGCACAGAGUGGGGUCAAGUGUUUAUUUUGGAUUCUUUAAGCAACUAUAGCCCCAAAGAUGAGAGAGAAGCACAUAGCAUUUGUGAAAGAAUUACUCCAAGACUUGCACAUGCAAAUGCUGCUGUUGUACUCAGUGCCGUUAAAGUGCUGAUGAAGUUAAUGGAAAUGUUAUCUGGAGACACAGAAUUCUGUGCAAAUUUGAGCAAGAAAUUAGCACCGCCUCUUGUCACAUUACUAAGUUCUGAACCAGAAGUUCAAUAUGUUGCUUUGAGAAACAUCAAUUUAAUUGUUCAAAAACGACCGGAUAUUCUAAAACAUGAAAUGAAAGUAUUUUUUGUAAAAUACAAUGAUCCAAUAUAUGUCAAAUUGGAAAAAUUAGACAUUAUGAUCAGACUUGCUUCACAACACAACAUUGCACAGGUUCUCAGUGAGUUAAAAGAGUAUGCUACAGAAGUUGAUGUGGACUUUGUUAGAAAAGCAGUCCGAGCUAUUGGGCGAUGCGCUAUUAAGGUUGAGCCUUCAGCUGAGCGUUGUGUAUCAACAUUAUUGGAUUUGAUACAAACGAAAGUGAAUUAUGUAGUUCAAGAAGCUAUUGUUGUAAUAAAAGAUAUAUUCCGCAAAUAUCCAAAUAAAUAUGAAAGCAUUAUAAGCACUUUGUGCGAAAAUUUGGAUACAUUAGAUGAACCAGAAGCUCGUGCUUCCAUGGUAUGGAUAAUUGGUGAAUAUGCAGAAAGAAUUGAUAAUGCUGAUGAGUUGCUUGAUAGUUUCUUGGAGGGAUUCAGUGAUGAAAAUGCUCAAGUACAAUUACAGUUGCUAACAGCUGUGGUAAAACUGUUCCUUAAAAGACCAGCUUACACUCAGGAAUUAGUACAACACGUUUUAAGCUUAGCCACUCAGGAUUCAGAUAAUCCAGAUUUACGUGACCGUGGUUUUAUUUACUGGAGAUUAUUAAGUACUGAUCCUGCAGCCGCUAAGGAAGUUGUUCUUGCAGAAAAACCACUUAUUUCAGAAGAGACAGAUUUACUGGAACCAACACUGCUCGAUGAAUUAAUAUGCCACAUCAGCUCAUUAGCUUCAGUGUAUCACAAGCCCCCUACAGCAUUUGUUGAAGGACGCGGAGCCGGCGUGCGCAAAUCUUUGCCUUCUCGGGGCGUUGCUUCAGAAGAUUCUACAGUCACAAACACUGCCGAAGUUAUACCUAGCCAAGAUUCAUUAAUUGGUGACUUGCUUUCUAUGGAUUUGAAUCCGCCAAGCAUUCCAGUUGCUCAAAACAUUCCAGCUUCAAGUAAUAUAGAUCUCCUAGGAGGAGGUUUGGAUGUACUACUAAGUACAUCAGAUGUCAAUUCUACUAAUAACAUCGGUAACUCUGGACUUCUGGGAGAAAUAUUCUCUGUGGGAUCAGCUGGCCCUUUUGUUAUACCAAAAGCAUUGUGGUUGCCAGCUGAAAAGGGCAAAGGUUUGGAAAUAUAUGGAACAUUCUCCAGGAGAAGUGGACAGAUUUACAUGGACAUGAGCUACACCAACAAAGCAAUGCAAGCUAUGAGUGGUUUUGCCAUACAGUUGAAUAAAAACAGCUUUGGUCUGGCACCUGGUGCACCAUUACAAGUUCCGAAUUUGCAACCAUCACAAACAUAUGAAACAUCAUUGGUUCUUGGAACAAAUGGAGUUGUUCAAAAAAUGGAGCCAUUAAAUAACUUGCAAGUGGCCGUAAAAAACAACGUUGAUGUAUUUUAUUUUGCUUGUCAAGUACAUAGUCAAGUUCUGUUCACCGAAGAUGGUUUACUAGAUAAACGUGUUUUCUUGACUACUUGGAAAGACAUUCCAGCUGCUAAUGAAGUUCAAUAUUCAUUGAGCGGCUUACAAGGAAAUGCUGAUUCAAUAGCUCAGAAAAUGCAACAAAAUAACAUUUUUACAAUUGCCAAGCGAAAUGUGGAAGGCCAAGAUAUGCUUUAUCAAUCACUCAAGUUAACAAAUAAUAUAUGGGUUUUAUUGGAACUGAAAUUACAACCAGGUAAUCCUGAUGCAACAUUAAGUUUAAAAUCAAGAUCUGUUGAAGUAGCACCAUGCGUUUUCCAAGCAUAUGAUAGUAUCAUUCGAUCUGCUUAA